AAUGCUCGAAGAUAAGUUUAUGUUUCAAUGAAAAAACAACAUAAUUCCACAGAUUGAAAAUUAUUAAACAUGUUAAUCGGAAGCCGCCAUUUUGUUUAAAAUGACAAACGCUAGACCGGAUGAUAUGUAAAAUCAACACACAAAGCUCCCUCGUCAUGCAUUGGCAGGCAACGGCACUUAUAUCGCUGAUAACCGUUUUAUCAGUGGCAGGGCAAAUAAUCCCUUAUCAGAACAUUAUUCGUUGCCGAGCGUGUAAUAAUGCCGUGACUCUUGAUGACUGUAGCACGCUGACUGUUUGCGACAAUAGGACAGAGAUGUGCUAUAUGGAGGAGAUAAUCACUGCAUCAUUUACAAUCCUGUACCGCGGUGGAUGCAGGGCAAGACAGCACUGUAAUCCUUCAACUCAAUCGAUUGGUCGGCGGAAUUCGCUUGAGCUAACAUCAUGUUCAGAAUGCUGUAGCCUUAACAACGACUGUAAUCAUCGACUGUGUGGAAUCCGAUCAAGUUUGGUAAACGUCAGUCAGUGCUACCACUGUGAUUCGAGUGCUGCUGGGUCAACACAAAGCGAUGUGAUGAAUCCUGAAGACUGUGUAACCCUCACUACAUGUGACGCCAACGAGGUAUGUCAGGCUGAGACUCAUUACCGGCCCGGUUUGUCAUUGACCUUCAGAUACGGCUGUCAGAAUAUAAACAUGUGCAAGCUACUGAUGAAGCGAGCUUUCGAACAUCUUCAAGAGUGUGACGGACGUGAGGGCACUGAGGGGUGCCAGUUCCAGAGCACUUGCUAUGCCUGUUGUGCAGACGGUGGAUGUAACUAUAGUGAUUGUAGUUCACUGCAAAAACGGUUAUACCAACUCUACAAGAAUCAACUAUUUUCUCUGGAUACUCUGAGUACGCGCUCUUCUGGCUAACUAGAUGACCAUUAUGUUGUGUCAACUUUCUCAGUGACAAUAAAUUGACGAUUGGAA
Mya arenaria is the source of this 968-nucleotide messenger RNA. RefSeq lists its product as uncharacterized. Bases 120 to 911 code for a protein of 263 amino acids. The record is from RefSeq and is a predicted model, not a curated record. The transcript is spliced from 11 exons. Lineage: Eukaryota; Metazoa; Mollusca; Bivalvia; Myida; Myidae.